Hippocampus zosterae (dwarf seahorse) is the source of this 4328-nucleotide messenger RNA. RefSeq lists its product as uncharacterized. Bases 1271 to 2857 code for a protein of 528 amino acids. The record is from RefSeq and is a predicted model, not a curated record. NCBI's taxonomy places the organism in Eukaryota, Metazoa, Chordata, Actinopteri, Syngnathiformes, Syngnathidae. The transcript has 2 exons.
AGGUUGGUACAGUUCUCAAAGGGGUCUGCAUGGGCACUCCCAGACCUUUUUUAGAACAAAUAGCUGAGUGCAUGCCCAGCUUGUCACUUGGAGUGACUGUAUGUCACUUCCUUUUUAGACUUGAGACACAGUAGUUUGUUCAGCAACCCAUGAAAAUAGUUUGUGUAUCAUCAUUGGUGUUAUUUCUGGGUAGUUUUGCAGAAAACGCUAGCUCGUUAGCACGGAAGCUAACCGCGGACGUUAGCACGGAAGCUAACUGCGAAAAGUCGCUACGCAGCUGGAACCCACGACCAGAGACCAACCAACCAAACGCCAGCGAGCGUGAGGGAGCCGGUAAACCCACUUGCCACGUUAGAAACACCCAGCAGCAAGCCUACUGGACACGUACGAGACCCGACAAAAUGCCACCCAAACAGAAGCAAGACACAAAGCAGGAAGAGGAUUCCCUGAGCCUCACUCAAGUAAAUGAAUUACUCCAGCAACAAAAAGAACUUUUUACGGCGCUCUUGCAACAACAACAGGAAAAUUUCAAAGGAGUUGUCAAGAUGAUAAUAGAUUCAACAAACUCACGACUUGACACUUUUACCAGGGAAGUCCAAGAAAUAAAAACCAGCAUCAACUUUACCCAAAAAGAGGAAGACGACAUUAAAAAAAAUCUAAUCUGUCAAACUGGCCAUUCCAAAGACAUGCAAACGGAAUUCUACAAAGUAUGUGACGGCAUGCUUGUAUUAACGGACAAGGUUGACUACUUGGAAGGACAGUCAAGAAGAAACAACGUAGUAAUUGAUGGAAUUGAGGAAAAACCGGGAGAAACGUGGACUGAAACAGAGGAAAAAGUUCAAAAAAUCCUUAAGGAGAAACUGCUGAUACAGGGGCAAAUUGAGGUGGAGAGAGCUCACCGCACAGGAAGACAAGACCCUGGAAGACCUCGACCAAGGCCAGUUGUGGUGAAAUUUCUAAGAUACAAGGACUGAUCAAGGAUCCUACAAAAAGCAAAAUAUUUAAAAGGCUCCAACAUCUACAUUAACGAAGACUUUACAGAUGCCGUACGACAAAAAAGAAAAGAGCUCCUCCCAAAAUUAAAAGCUGCACGUGACAGAGGGGAAACUGCCUACUUAAGACAUAACAAACUUAUUGUCCACCCCCGCACCAGUACUCCAACACAACAGGCUCGAGUUCAACACCAUCAAGCAGCAUACUGAGAAUUUUUCACCACCAGACAAUAAAAGCUCUGACCCUACUGAAGCAGGAAAUUCACAUACCAAAAAACAUGGACCUCGAAGCCUUUGAUGACCCUUCCAACCCUUUGAUGACCUCCAACCCUACUGACCACAAGACGUUUGACCCUGAGAACAACUUGGACCCGGACAAUAACUUUUUCAAGACCGACCGACCGCGAGGCAGCCAGCGACGACCGACCGUGAGGGAGCCAGUGAUGACCGAGAGGAAACCAGCGACGACUGCAGGGGAGCCAGUGACCGCGAGGCAGCCGGGAGACGGCGAGCCUGAAGCAGCCGGGAGACAACCAGCCAGCGCGCGUGAGAGAGCCGGGAGGCAGCCAGCCGGCGAGCGUGAGGGAGUCGGCGACGACCGCAAGGGAGCCAGUGACCACGAGGGACCCAGUGAUGACGGCGAGAGAGCGAGCGACGACAGCGAGGGAACCAACGACGGCCGUGAGGGAGCCAUCGACGACCGUGUGGGAGCGGGAAAUUCACAUCCCAAAAACAUGAACUUCCAACCCUUUGAAGAUAUUGACUAUAAGCCAUUCGAUCCCGAGAACAAUUUUGACCCAGACAAUAACUUCUUCAACAACAAACAAAGGGUAACAAACUCUGACUAUUACCUGGAUGAACAAUUCAACACUAAUAUAAAAUUGGAAAAUGCACUUUCGGUAAUACACUUAAACAGUAGAAGUCUCUAUAAAAACUUCACAAAAAUUAAAGAAUACCUGACUAAAUUCAAUAAAUUUAAAAUAAUUGCCAUAUCAGAAACUUGGCUUGAUGAAGAUAAAACAACUGAAAUGGAAAUAGAAGGUUAUGAAAUGUUUGCAACUAAUAGAGAAAAGAAAAAAGGAGGGGGGGUUGCAAUAUAUGUAGACAAAGCACUUAAAUGCAGUAAAAUCGAGAGAUUGACAAACACAAUAGAAAACCUAAUGGAAUGUCUAACCAUUGAAAUACACAAUAAAAAGGCAUCAAAUAUCAUCAUAAGUUGCAUCUAUAGGACACCAGGAACAUGUAUUAACACAUUCAAUAAAAAACUAACAGAUAUGCUCAGUUACUACAACGAUAAGAAAACACGAAUAAUAGGUGGUGACUUUAACAUUGACUUAUUAAACCCAAAUAGACACAAAAAAACAACUGACUUCAUAAAUACUAUGUACAGCAACAGCUUUUUCCCAGUAAUCCUGAAACCUAGCAGAAUAACAGUUCACACUGCCACAUUAAUAGAUAACAUAUUUAUAAAUAAGAUAGAUCAUAAAAUGGAAAGUGGACUUCUCAUUAAUGACAUAAGUGACCACCUGCCUGUUUUUGCAGUUUUUCAUAAUUAUUUCGAUAGAAAAGCUAAAUCAACAACUCGUAUAACAGAAAUAAGACUACGAACCCAACGUUCCAUCGAUGCCUUUAAGCAAGACCUAGAAAAACAAAACUGGACCGAGGUCUACUCAAACGAAGACCCAAAUACAGCGUUUGAAGUAUUUCAGUCUACCAUAAUCUCCUUAUAUGAUAAACAUUUUCCAUUAACUAAAGUUUCCAAAAAGUAUAAAGACCCAAGUAAGCCAUGGAUAACGAAAGGAAUAGAAAACGCAUGUAAAAAGAAAAACAAUUUAUAUAAAUUGUUUUUAAAAAUUCAGAACUGAAGAAGCAGAAAAAAAAUAUAAGACCUAUAAAAAUAAACUAGUAAAUAUUAUAAGAACCAGUAAAAGAGAUCAUUAUCAUGCACUAUUAGAGCAGAAUAAAGAUAACACACAAGAAAUAUGGAAAAUACUUAACCAAGUAAUCAGAAAUAGUCCUAAAAAAUGGAUUAUCCAGAGUAUUUUAUCAAAGGCAAAAAUACUAUUUUGGUAAAACUGCAGAAAUAGCAACUGAAUUUAAUGAGUAUUUUGUCAACAUCGGCAGUAACCUAGCAAAACAAAUUCCUGAUCCAACAGACCUGUUUGAAAUAGAUACGUAGAAAAAAACUCCUCCAUGAUGUUCCUUACUGCUGUAAAACAAGAAGAAGUAUCAAAUAUUAUAAAAACUUUUAAAAAUAAAAAGUCAACUGAUUGCUUUAAUAUUGAUAUGACAAUAAUCAAGCAGAUUAUAGAAUAUGGAGUGCGACCUUUCACGCACAUAUGCAACCUGUCAUUCAAAGCUGGUAUCUUUCCAUCAAAAAUGAAAAUUGCUAAAGUUAUUCCAAUCUAUAAAAGUGGAGAAAGACAUCUGUUCACAAAUUAUAGACCAAUAUCACUACUAGCACAAUUUUCAAAAAUAUUAGAAAAACUAUUUUCUCGCAGACUUGAUAGCUUUAUACAAAAGCAUGCGCUGUUAAGUGAGAAUCAAUAUGGCUUCAGGGAAAAACGGACCACCUCAAUGGCAGUUAUGGAGUUUGUGGAAGCAAGAGCCACUAAUAUAGACAACAAAGAAUUUACUGUUGGGGUUUUCCUAGAUCUAAAAAAAGCUUUUGACACAGUAGAUCACAGUAUAUUAUGAGCAGAAAUAUUAUGAACAGUAUAUUAUGUAGCUUAUAAAUGGAUAAAAAGUUAUUUAGAAAACAGACAUCAGUACGUGCAACUCAACAAUAAAAAAACUAAUCAACUGAAAAUCACUCACGGAGUUACUCAGGGGUCAGUGCUUGGUCCAAAACUAUUCAUCUUAUAUAUAAAUGAUAUCUGCAAGGUCUGAAAACAAUUUAAAUGUGUCCUAUUUGUUGAUGAUACAACUUUCUACUGUUCUGGAAUAAAUCUGAAACAGCUCCUGACAACCGUAGAAAACGAAUUAAACAAAUUAAAAAACUGGUUCGACAGAAAUAAAUUGUCACUUAACCUGAAAAAAUCGAAGUCAAUUGUUUUUGGCACAAGACCAAUCAAACACCAAGCUAAAAUUAUGGUAAACUCAAUUGAAAUAGAAAGAGCGUAUGAAACCAAGUUUCUCGGAUUAGUAAUAGACUCAAAACUAUGUUGGAAACCACAUAUCGAUAACGUAAAAAGAAAAAUAGCCAAGACCGUAGGGAUCCUCUACAAAACCAAGGAAGUGCUAAAUAAGAGAUCUUUGUACACAUUAUACACUUCAUUAUUAUUACCAUAUAUGACCUACUGUGUGGAAAUAUGGGGAAAUGCCUGCAAAACAAAC